AUGGAAGUUUCGGAGACUGCUGUGAUCUGUUGCCCAAGCGGAUUCACAGCAAGAUGGGCCGGUGGCGCAUGCUUCUCGACAGUCUCGAAUGAAGCAUACACUGCCACGACGGGGUGUCAACUUCAAUUUGCAAGCCGCAUUGAAACUGUGCUUCUUGAAACAUACACCUUUUAUGGGAGACCUAUCACAGGUCUAAUGGCGUACACAACGGCUACAACUAUGAGUUUCAAAACUACGAUCGAGACUAUCAAGCCUGCCGAUAGCACGCAGUACAUAGGAUUAGUCACGACGCCUGCAGUAACUCUGUACAUCAGGUGCCGCGUCUUCAAGCAAAAUGAGUUUGAGACGGCUGGUCAAGGGGCUGGCGCUAGCUUGGGGUUUGGUAGCCGUAAUCGAAACUGUGGCUGA
Messenger RNA from Colletotrichum siamense, 408 nucleotides. RefSeq lists its product as uncharacterized. Bases 1 to 408 code for a protein of 135 amino acids. The record is from RefSeq and is a predicted model, not a curated record. The transcript is spliced from 3 exons. Lineage: Eukaryota; Fungi; Ascomycota; Sordariomycetes; Glomerellales; Glomerellaceae.